CAUCACGUGACUCUUCUGCAGACACUGUGUUUAUCUAUCACGUGAUUCCUGCAGGUUCAUUCGACUCGGAUCAUCGAACCGAGCGCUCCCCCCCCCCCCCAGCUGACAUGGGGACUUUCACGGUGUGCUUCCUGCUGGUGUCGGUACUGGUGAUCGGAACCAGCGGGACCAGCAGGACCAGAGGGACCAAGUAUGAACCCAACUGGGAUUCGAUCGACUCCCGGCCACUUCCGGAGUGGUACGACCAGGUGAAGUUCGGGAUCUUCAUCCACUGGGGGGUUUUCUCUGUGCCCAGCUUCGGCAGCGAGUGGUUCUGGUGGUACUGGCAGGGGAAAAAAGUGCAGCCGUACGUUGACUUCAUGCAGAGGAACUAUCCUCCGGAAUUCAAGUACCAAGACUUUGCUCCGCAGUUCACCGCCGAGUUCUUCGAUCCCAAAGAGUGGACGGACAUCUUUGCGGCGUCGGGGGCAAAGUACAUCGUGUUGACAACCAAACACCACGAAGGUUUCACACUAUGGGGCUCAAAAACCUCCUGGAACUGGAAUGCAGUGGAUGUUGGACCCAAGCGAGACCUGGUGGAGGAAAUGGCGAGCGCCCUCCGCGCUAACAGUGACCUUCGUCUGGGGCUGUACCAUUCCCUGUUUGAGUGGUUUAAUCCCCUCUAUAAGCAGGACGCUGCCAACGUGUUCAAAACAAACUACUUCCCGACCAGUAAAACUCUGCCUGAGCUUUAUGAGCUCAUCGUCAAGUACAAACCAGAGCUGCUGUGGUCCGAUGGGGACGGGAAUGCACCUGACACAUACUGGAACAGCACUGGUUUCUUAGCCUGGCUCUAUAACGACAGUCCAGUGCGAGACACCGUGGUGACAAACGACCGGUGGGGUUACAACACCAUCUGCCACCACGGGGGAUACUACACCUGCAACGAUCGCUACCAGCCGGGACACCUGAUCAAACACAAAUGGGAGAACUGCAUGACCAUUGACUCAAAGUCCUGGGGCUACAGACGCAACGCUCCGCUCAGCGACUACCUCACCAUCAAGCAGCUCGUGGCGUCGCUGGUAGAGACCGUGUCCUGCGGGGGGAACCUGCUGCUGAACGUCGGUCCCACACACGAGGGCAGAAUCUCUCCGAUCUUUGAGGAGCGCCUGAGGCAGAUGGGUCAGUGGCUGAAGGUGAACGGCGAGGCCAUCUACAACACGACAGCGUGGAGAGUCCAGAAGGACAACGGCACCGCGAACGUCUGGUACACAGCCAGACCACAGGAGAAGGCUGUCUUUGCCAUGUUUCUGGAGUGGCCCAGCAAUGGAUCUGUGAUUCUACAUGAUCCUGUGGUGAAACAAGGAGUGACUCAGGUGGUGCUGGUCGGCCACGGUGCUGUGCAGUGGGAACCAGUGCAGCCCAGUGGACUGCGGGCGCUCCUGCCCCCCCCGGCCUUCAUGCCGGGCCAGUGGGCCUGGACGCUGAGGCUGACGGGAGCCACUUAGAGGGAAACCAGGGAGCUGGAGCUGGAGGCCCGGAGAGGGAACCAGCUUUAAAUCACUGAACAUAAAACUGUGACGUGAAAUCACAUUCAUCUGUCCUGAAAUGAGUUCAAAUCUGAGGCUGAGGGGGGGAAAUGUUUUUUUUUGUGGGUGUUGUCUUUUAUACAAACUGACAUGAAGGGACUUAACAAUCAUUUGUCUGUAGCUCUAUAGCUUUGAAUCUUAUUUAAAGAUAAAUAUUCAUCUGCAGGGAUAAUGUGACAGAUGUGAUCUUCAUAUCAUGAAAGAUGAAAAUAUUCUUUGUACGUUGUGAUUUUUGUUACAUAUUUGCUGCUUUUCUGUAUUUUUUUUAACGAGAUUUUUCUGCGGCCUGAUGAAUGUGGUGAUUUGUUUGAUUUGCACUAUUGAGGAAUUUUUAAAUAAAACGAAUAAAGCUGU
Pleuronectes platessa (European plaice) is the source of this 1922-nucleotide messenger RNA. RefSeq names its product alpha-L-fucosidase 2 (gene fuca2). Gene Ontology annotation, biological process: fucose metabolic process; glycoside catabolic process. The transcript has 7 exons. The coding region runs from base 108 to 1487 and encodes 459 amino acids. Gene Ontology annotation, cellular component: lysosome. Lineage: Eukaryota; Metazoa; Chordata; Actinopteri; Pleuronectiformes; Pleuronectidae. The record is from RefSeq and is a predicted model, not a curated record. Gene Ontology annotation, molecular function: alpha-L-fucosidase activity.